Molecule: messenger RNA, 1024 nt
Organism: Melospiza melodia melodia
Lineage: Eukaryota; Metazoa; Chordata; Aves; Passeriformes; Passerellidae
Gene: NUDT21
Product: nudix hydrolase 21
Exons: 7
Coding region: 71-754 (227 amino acids)
Cellular component (GO): mRNA cleavage factor complex
Molecular function (GO): mRNA 3'-UTR AU-rich region binding
Source: RefSeq, a predicted model, not a curated record
GGCCGGGUGUUAAUGGCGGACGCCGCUCCCGCCGCCCAGCAGUGACUGACCGCUCCCGCCGCCUCUCGCCAUGUCCGUGGUGCCGCCCAACCGCUCGCAGACCGGCUGGCCCCGGGGGGUGAACCAGUUCGGGAACAAGUACAUCCAGCAGACGAAGCCGCUCACGCUGGAAAGGACCAUCAACCUGUAUCCCCUGACAAAUUACACGUUUGGCACCAAGGAGCCCCUCUAUGAGAAGGACAGCUCCGUGGCUGCUCGGUUCCAGCGCAUGAGGGAGGAGUUUGACAAGAUUGGCAUGAGGCGGACGGUGGAAGGAGUUCUGAUUGUGCAUGAGCACAGGCUGCCCCACGUGCUCUUACUGCAGCUGGGUACAACUUUUUUCAAGCUACCUGGUGGUGAACUCAAUCCAGGAGAAGAUGAGGUAGAAGGGCUCAAACGCUUAAUGACAGAGAUACUGGGUCGUCAGGAUGGUGUUCAGCAAGACUGGGUGAUUGAUGACUGCAUUGGCAACUGGUGGAGACCAAACUUUGAACCUCCCCAGUACCCAUAUAUCCCAGCUCAUAUUACAAAGCCAAAAGAACACAAAAAGCUUUUUUUGGUCCAGCUUCAAGAAAAGGCUUUGUUUGCAGUCCCCAAAAAUUACAAGCUGGUUGCUGCACCAUUGUUUGAGCUCUAUGACAAUGCACCAGGAUAUGGCCCUAUUAUUUCCAGCCUUCCUCAGCUUUUGAGCAGGUUCAACUUUAUUUACAACUGAAUUCCUAUGUACCUGAAGACUCCAGUAGAAGAAGCCGUCUCUGUGAGCACAGCUUUGAACUGUAGAGACACGAAUAUGUGUGACACAAGGAUUUUUUUAAGUAAUUCUGUUCCUGAAGGCCACUAAACAUUCUGUGGUAUGAACAGAGAAGUGAAUCUCAACUGUUUAGCUAGAGAGAUGGCAAUGGGCUACCAGUGUUAUAAUCCCUUUUCAUUGUAAUACUCACCAAUUUUUUGUUUUGUACAACAUUAAACAAGAUGGUUAAGAUUC